Messenger RNA from Tripterygium wilfordii, 2589 nucleotides. Its product is annotated as L-type lectin-domain containing receptor kinase IV.1-like. Gene Ontology annotation, cellular component: plasma membrane. The transcript has a single exon. Gene Ontology annotation, molecular function: carbohydrate binding; protein kinase activity; ATP binding. Bases 142 to 2166 code for a protein of 674 amino acids. Gene Ontology annotation, biological process: protein phosphorylation. NCBI's taxonomy places the organism in Eukaryota, Viridiplantae, Streptophyta, Magnoliopsida, Celastrales, Celastraceae. The record is from RefSeq and is a predicted model, not a curated record.
AAAGGACAUGCCAUGUGUAAAACCUUAUCUCUUAGAGUACUAAAAUGUCUAUUCAGUAUUUGACGAGUACAACAGUUGGGUGCCAUUAUUAAAUAUAAAGAAGCGCAACAGGUUAGCAGUAGUGGAGCAAGAAAUUGAGCCAUGAAUUUCAGGCUACAACUUGCUCUGUUUCUCUCUCUCUUGUUCAAAUUAGCAUCUGGAGAAGAUGUUAGUUUCACCUACAAUGGCUUCCGCUCUGUCAACUUAAGCCUUGAUGGUGUGGCCCAGAUUACAUCCAACGGCCUUUUGAUCCUCACCAACCAUACCGAUCAAGCAACGGGUCAUGCCUUUCACCCGAAUCCAAUAACUUUCAAAAAAUCCAAAAACCACCCAGUUUUCUCCUUCUCCACUACCUUUGUUUUCGCUAUUCUUCCCGACUUUCCAGGUCUAGUGGGUCCUGGGCAUGCUUUUGUCAUUGCGCCAACACGGGGUCUCCCAGGAUCUGACGUAGAAUAUUUUGGCCUCUUCAAUGCGACUAACAAUGGGAAUGCGAGCAACCACGUUGUCGCUGUAGAGUUUGACACCUUUCAGCAAGAACAGAUCGACGACAUUGAUGGAAAUCAUGUUGGGAUUGAUAUCAACAGUGUGAAGUCCGAAAGAGCAAAAACAGCAGCAUAUUUUGACCAAGAAACAGGUCGUUCGAUAAAUUUGACCAUGACUAGUGGUGAAAAGAUGCAAGUUUGGGUGGAUUAUAAUGGCUUGAACGGGCAGCUCAAUGUGACUAUAGCUCCAAUCAAUUUGGGGAAACCCAAAACUCCGUUGUUGUCUCUGCCUCUCGAUUUGUCACCAAUCUUGACCGACAUCUCGUACAUUGGUUUCGCGUCAUCUACGGUAGGAGUCGUGACACCAAGACACAUAAUCCUAGGUUGGAGUUUUAAAUUGAAUGGCCAAGCCCAAGACCUCGAUCAAUCUAAGCUCCCAAAGCUUCCUCGGAUUGGGAGUAAGAAAGUAUCCAGGUUUUUGACAAUUGGGUUGCCUUUGAUUUUAAUUAGUUUGAUUUCAGUAGCAAUAUCGGGUGUGGUCUAUAUCAUAAGAAGGAAGAGGAAGUUUGCAGAGGAGCUUGAAGACUGGGAGCUUGACUAUGGGCCUCACAGAUUCAAAUUCAAAGACCUUUAUGUGGCAACAAAAGGUUUUAGAGACGAUGAGUUACUGGGUGCUGGGGGGUUUGGCAGUGUCUAUAUAGGUGUAUUAGAAAAAACGAAAACUGAGAUUGCUGUGAAGAGGGUCUCACACGAAUCCAGACAAGGUAUUCGAGAAUUUGUCUCAGAGAUUGUUAGUAUCGGUCGACUUCGCCAUCGGAACUUAGUUGCCCUUUUGGGGUACUGCCGGCGUAAAGGAGAGCUUCUUCUAGUGUAUGAUUUCAUGCCUAAUGGAAGCUUAGACAAGUACCUCUAUAACCAACCAAAAUUGACUCUCAACUGGAGCCAGAGAUUUCGAGUCAUCAAAGGCGUAGCCUCUGGCCUUUUCUAUCUCCACGAGGAGUGGGAGCAGACUGUGAUUCACAGAGAUGUCAAGGCCAGUAAUGUAUUAUUAGAUGGUGAAUUCAAUGCAAGGUUGGGAGAUUUUGGCCUUGCACGAUUAUACGAUCAUGGAUCUGCCCCUCAAACAACUCACAUUGCUGGAACUCUUGGUUAUAUGGCACCAGAACAUACUCGAACCGGAAAGGCCACAACGAGCACCGAUGUGUUUGGUUUUGGGGCGUUUUUACUUGAAGUUGCUUGUGGAAGAAGACCAAUUGAGCCAAGAGCACCUGAAGAAGAACUAAUAUUGGUUGAUUGGGUAUUCUCAUUUUUGGCUAGAGGAGAACUUCUGGAGGCCAGGGAUCGAAGUCUGGGCGUAAAUUAUGAAGCAGAAGAAGUUGAAUUGGUAUUAAAACUUGGGUUGAUGUGCUCGCAAUCAGACCCCGAUUGCAGGCCAAGCAUGGGCCAAGUAGUGCAGUACUUGAAAGGAGAUGCUCCUUUGCCUGAUUUGUCAAGUAUUGGCCUUUCUUUAAGUGGUUUGGGAUUUGCAUAUAAGCAAGGUUUCAAUGAGUUUCACGGGUCGUAUCCGUCGUCUUCUCCAAUUGGUAAACCAUCCCCAACUUCAUAUUCUUACGUUGCAGAGUCCCUCCUUUCAGGGGGGCGAUGAUUCCAGUUAAUGUAUGGUUCUUUCAAGAUUAGCAGUGUAUGUUAGUAUAAUGAAUAAGAUAAGUCUUCUAGUAGUACUGGGCAGGUGCCCGCGUGUUGCAGCGAGUCCUAUAAAACUUGUUAGAAAAAUGACACAUCAGUAUCUUUCCAUUAUAUAUAUACCUUAUCAUAUCACUCAAUAUUGUAGAAAAAAUAUAUUUCUUCGUGUACAAUAAUGUUCACAGAAGUCUCCAAGAACUAGUACAGAAGAACAAUAAUAAAAGUGGGGCUUACAGAGCAGAGCAAUUCUAUUAGGCAAUAAAGAAAAGAAGAGGACCACAAUUGCAAAUGGACAAAAAAAAAAAAAAAUGUACUUCAAGUAAUGCACAUCAUUCUCUUGCAGUCAAAUGAAGUAAAAAUGCAAACUUAAACGAUUUACUGCUUA